This is a messenger RNA of Sinocyclocheilus anshuiensis, 1208 nucleotides long. RefSeq names its product nicotinamide nucleotide adenylyltransferase 1 (gene nmnat1). Bases 121 to 942 code for a protein of 273 amino acids. Gene Ontology annotation, molecular function: nicotinate-nucleotide adenylyltransferase activity; nicotinamide-nucleotide adenylyltransferase activity. Gene Ontology annotation, biological process: NAD+ biosynthetic process. NCBI's taxonomy places the organism in Eukaryota, Metazoa, Chordata, Actinopteri, Cypriniformes, Cyprinidae. The record is from RefSeq and is a predicted model, not a curated record. Gene Ontology annotation, cellular component: nucleus. The transcript has 5 exons.
GUUGGUUUAAUAAAGUCGGUGAAGUUUUACUGAAACACUGCAGGCAGACAAAUAGGAAGCACGAGACAAGUUUGUUGAAUUGAUGACUUUUUUCUGCAGACAGCGUUUUUUAUAUGAUCAAUGUCAUCACGAGAGAAACCAGUGGUGCUGCUGGCAUGUGGGUCCUUCAACCCCAUCACAAACAUGCACCUGCGUAUGUUCGAACUGGCUCGGGAUCACCUUGAAGACACUGGAAGAUACAGAGUGGUGAAAGGCAUAAUCUCUCCAGUUGGAGAUAGCUACAAAAAGAAAGGUCUGAUUGAAGCCCGUCAUCGGUUAGAGAUGGCUAGACUAGCCACGCAGAACUCUGAUUGGAUCACAGUGGAUGACUGGGAGAGCCAGCAGCCGGAGUGGGUGGAGACAGCCAAAGUAGUUCGGCACCAUGCAGAACUUAUUUCCAGCGAGAACAACAAUGAUGAUGUGGAUACAGUGAGGUGUGGGAAGAGGAGAAAGCUGGAGCAAAAUACAAUCAUCUGUCAGAGCUCUUCUUAUAUUAACACAAAAGAAGACACCCCUCACCUGAACCUCCUGUGUGGUGCUGAUGUGCUGGAGUCAUUUGGUGUCCCCAACCUUUGGAAGCCAGAGGACAUUGAGGAGAUAGUGGGCCGCUACGGUGUGGCGUGCAUCACCAGAUGUGGCAGUGACCCUGAGAAGUUUAUCAAUCAGUCUGAUGUGCUAUACAAACACCGUAAGAACAUCUGUAUGGUUCGGGAAUGGGUGACCAAUGAGAUCUCAGCCACCCAUGUGCGCCGUGCCCUACGGAGAGGACAGAGUGUCCGCUACCUGCUGCCUGACCCUGUGGUGCGCUACAUUCAGGAACACAGUCUGUAUAGCGCUGAGAGCGAGCAGAUGAAUGCUGAUGCUAUCCUUGCCCCUUUUCAGAGAUACACCAGCACUAACUAGACUGAUGUUCUGCUGCUUUUGAGCUAGUUUCUUGUACUGUUUGUGGUCUUUGGUGGAGGGCUGGUCUGUUACCCACAGAACUUGAUUCAUAGUUCAUUUUGCUUCCUUGAACUCAUUUGGUUGCGAGUGAUUGCUUUGCAUUGUAUCAUGAAUAAUAUAGGAUACAUUUUGUAAAAUAUUAUUUGAUUUGAUUUUAAUAAAGGUUGAUACAUUCAUAUAAUUACUUUUAUUGUAGUUCACUGCCAAACAUAGAAAAUCACUUUUAG